Toxoplasma gondii ME49 is the source of this 5447-nucleotide messenger RNA. RefSeq lists its product as hypothetical. The transcript has 19 exons. The record is from RefSeq and is a predicted model, not a curated record. The coding region runs from base 1084 to 4632 and encodes 1182 amino acids. NCBI's taxonomy places the organism in Eukaryota, Apicomplexa, Conoidasida, Eucoccidiorida, Sarcocystidae.
CCCGAACAGCAGCAGGAGAGCCACCCAGAAAGAAAGCCAGGGAAGAGAGAGGAGAGAAGCACAGAGGGAGAAGCAAAGAGGGAGAAACGGAGAGAUACCGGACGUCCGAGGAGCCAGGGGAGAAAAGCGAGAACGGGAGACGCCCCGGAAAGGGAGAGGGCCUCCCCUCCAGAAGCAGAAAGAGUUGCAGACUGCCGUCGAAGAAGACAGCGGCAGUUCUCACGCUGCCGUUGCCGUCUUCCCUACAUGCAGAGAUGCCCCCCUGAAACACGGCGGCAGAAAAAGAGUAGGAGAAAAAGUGAGAAACGCAGAAGCCGCGUUCGACACGCACUUGACAAGACACACGAUUCGCACCCCCCUUUCUUCGCUUGCUCGCUUGCGUGAAUUUCUCUGUCCCGCGCGAGCAGAACGCACUUCCUCCUUCCCUUUCGCUGCCUGUAGAGACCGACGAAUUUUCUUCUUCCUCUCUCCGCCUGUUUCUCGCGUCCCCGCCGUUUUCUCGAGCUCGUAGAAGCAGAGAAAAAGAGCAGACGCCGCGCACAGUAGGUCCGCCCCUCUGCAGACGCACGCAGCUUUCUUUUUCUGGGAACGCUGCGGACGCCUUUAGUGAGAACGCGCUGCUUUCUCCGCAUUUCUUUCUCGAACGAGACUUUUCUCUCGGGAAAUCGCCACACUCGCCGGGUGUGCCCGCCAGAGAAGACUUGCGCCACUAAAAGAAGGGAGACACUGCGGUGAAGAAGAGUGAAGAAGAACAGCGUUGCGUCGCCGCGCGCGCUCGUCGCUUUUCUCCUUGGAACUUCUUCAUUUGCCGAGGAAGCUGCGCUCCCCGUCUCCACUCUCCUCCACACUUCCGCUGCGUCGAUGUCUCCUCCCGCGUCUGCGGCCUCGGGUGUACGUACACCGGACGCCGAGCCGUCCUGACGACUCUGCAAGGAGGACGUCAGCGCGAGUCUGCGCGGCGCGCGCCCGCCGCAACUGCUCAGGUUCCUCUCGCCUUCCGUCCCUCGUCUUCGUCGCGCAGCUCUGCCUGCCUCUCCUGCUUCUCCUGCCUCUCUUUCUCUCUCUGCAUGCUGCGACUUCAAAAUGCCCUCACGCGGAGGCGCGUACUCGACUCCUCCUCUCUCCUUCGUUCCACAGCCGCCUGAGCCCCUCGGCAACAGCGGCACGCUCUUCUACAGGCCCGGUCCCGCCCCCGUCUCCUGCCGCACUUCUCAUCGACACACAGAAGUGAAGGCUCUGAGCAGAGAGGCCGGAAACAGGUCCUGCCUGCGUCUCCGAGCGCGCGCGCUCUGGGAGGAAGACGCCGCAGGCUCGCCCCCGUGUGCAACCGCAGAAGAUGCAAGGAAACGGGUGCACCAGACAGAGGCAGAGACGGAGGAAGACAGAGAAGGCGAGGAAGGAGAAGAAGAAGGAGAAGAAGGAGAAGGAGAAAAGGGGAGAAGGGAUACAACGCGCGUUUCUUCUUUCAACAAGUCUUCAAGAGAAACCGCCGGACAUCCGAGAAACGAAGACGACGAGAACGGCAAACUGAAGUUCCCUUUGGGACCGUGUCUCCUUCGCUCGCGACACGACUUGCCCGCAUCCCGUGCAGACAGCUACUCGAGUGUAUGUACACCUGGCCCUCACGCUGGGACUGGCGCUGACUUCCUCUGCCGCUACUCUCCGAAAAACGACGCUGGCUUCUCGCCUUUUCCACCGCAACUCAUCCAGUCCUCCGCCGUCCUUCCCUCUUCUUCUGCUUGCUCUUCUUCUGCUUGUUCUUCUUCUGCUUGUUCUUCUUCGUCUUCGUCGUCUGCUUCCUCGUCUUCAUCUUCUUGCUCAGGAGAGGGUCCGCACUCGCAGGCAGCCGACGAAUUUGUGGCUUUUCAGCGAGUACGCUUGCAGUUGCUGUCUCUGCAGUACACCGAGAAGUUCGACCCCGUCAAUACGCGCCUGGUGGACAGACUUCUCCAAGAUGUCGUGAAGGCCGUGGAGAACUUUCAGGUCCUUAUGAAGAAAUUCAAGGAUUUGCAGUCUCAACUAUUGAAAGAGCGCGAAGCUGCGGCGCUGGUGGAGUUGGCGCGCAUACGUUCGGAAGAGGAGGCGAAGAAGGCUCAGGAGCGACUGCGAGAUGUGGAGAGAGCACACGAAGAGAGAGAAGAAAAGUGGAGGCGAGAGAAGAGAGAUAAGCAGCAGACGGCAGAGACGCUCAGAGGACUGCUCGCGCAGGCGAGAGAACAAGUCCUCAAGACAGAGGAGAAACUGAAGAAGCAAGAAGAGCAGAACAGACACCUGAAGCGCAUGCAGGGGACGAGUCGUUCUCCGAGCCUCCCGCGUCGUUCUCCCUCAGGGCGUCUGGCGCCUCUGCGCAGCGGGAGGAGGCCGCUGUCUCCGCCGGACUCGCGGGGGGCGACAGAAGUCCAGAGCACUCACAGUUCUCCCCGAAGAGAAGAAAGGGAAGACAGAGAAGAAGGAAGAGAAGAGAGAGACGAGUGUCUCUCCGACCAAGUGCGGCACUACAGGCAGCUGGUCGAGAGUUUGCGGGAGCAGCUGGAGGCGGAGAGACGUCGGGGACGAGCGGCCAGAGACGCAGAGGCGGGUGUACAUCCACUGGAGAGAGAAGCGUUUUGGGAAGAGCAGCUGAGGCAGAAAGAAGAAGAAUGUCGCGUUGUGAGAGCUCGCGUCGACUCCCUCAGUGCUCUCUGUCGAGAGCUUGAGCGUCGAGCUGGUGGCGUGGAUCCUUCGACGGCCCUUUGCUCCGAGGCGCGAGAGGGCAAGCGACUCGUGGAGGCAGCACCAGACGACUCGUCUGAGUCUUCUGCAGCUGCACAGUUUCCAGCGCCAAAAAAACGCGGAGAAAAGAAAAGAGAGAAACCGCGGGGAAGAACGUGGACUCCUCGCAGCUUGUCAAGAAAAGGCGACGAAGUACCGAGCAGUGGAGACAGCGAAGAAGAGAGAGAAGGAGAAGAAGAGAGAGAAGAAGAGGGAGAAGAAGAGGGAGAAGAAGAAGUUGAAGGGUGGAAAGCAAGUACGAACGCAGAGGAAGACUUUGUGGAGGAAAUGGAGAACGACGUCGCAGAUCUCGUCGCAGAACUUGAGCACCUUCAAAGGAGACGACGAGAGGAUGCGAAGGAGCUUUCAGGAGGGCGUCGGGCGGCAACCAGAGAGGAGACGAGGCAGGCGCAAGAUCGAGCAGAGGAAGAACUCGCCGAUUUGAGCGCCAGGGUGAAGCAGCUGGAAGAGCAACUGGCAGAAGAGAAGCGGCGCAGAGCGGCUUUGGAGGCAGAGCUGGACGCGGUGCGACGCGACCAUGGCGAGGCGGGAGAAGUGCAGAAGGACGAAGUCUCGCGUUCGCAUUGGGAACAUACCAUCGGUCUGCUGGAGAAGGAACGCUCGCGGAGCUUGCAGAAGGAUGCCCUCAUCCAGCAACUUGAAACGGCUCUCACGGAAGUCAAAGACGAAGUCCGCGGCAUCGUCGAGAGAAAGGAGGCACUUGAAGAGGCACUUGAAGCGAAGCAGAAACGAGCAUCGGAGAUGGAAGAAAAGGCACAGACUCUGGAGCGACGCGUUCAAGAGCUUGAGACCGCUUUUCUGAAACUCGAGGCGCAGCCAUGCCCAGCGACUUCUCCCGCCUCAUGCCCGCCUCGACCGCCUUCUUCUUCAUCCUCUUCUUCGUCUUCUUCCCCCGAGGAAGGACUCUUGCACGUACAGAUCGCAGACAGAGACGCACAAGUUUCAGAGUUGGAGCAACAGGUUGCUCGUCUUUCGCAGCUGCUCGCGGCGGUGGAACAGAAUCGAGGAGAAGAACUUCAAGUUCUCACAGAACAACUCGCUGCGUCACGGAACAAAGUCAAAGACCUCGAGAGCGCGGCGACUGGAAAAGAGAAGACGGAGGCGCUCUGGCGCGGCUACCAACUGCAGCAGCUCCGCGAAGAGCUGUUUCUCUCGGAUCGAGAAAAAGACUCUCUUCACAGAGAGCUGGCUGUGAAAGAAGAAGCCGAGGCCGCGCUGCAAGAACUUGUCAAAAUCCGAGAAGAAGAAAAGACCCGCCUCCUCGCCGACUUCGCGAAAAGCCGACAGGCAGCUAGUGCAGAGCGGGAGGCCUUGACGACUCGGGCAGAAGAAAUGGAAAGACACUUGCAAGAGUUGCGAGUCGAACGAGACCUGCUGCAGCAACGCACUGCCGUCCUCCAGAGUGACUUGGAAACACUUGGGCGUCUGAGCGAGGAGAAUUCCUGUCUGGCUGACGAGAUGCAGUGCAUGCAAAGGAGACGCGACGAACUGGAGGAGCAGCUGCGUCUGCAGCGCAUGGCUCACGAGCAGGUCGUCAAGGAACUCCAGGAACUGCAGAAGCGACAUGAACACACCAUGGCGCUCUGCUCGCAGCUGACGCUGGAACGUUCGGAGGCGGUGGAGGCGUCGGAGGCACAACGGCGCCGGACUGUGGAGUUGGAGUCCGAGUUGUCGCUGAUGGCCGAGCGGCAACAACAGAUUUUGCAGGACUUGGCAACGACGCAGAGAGCUCAGAAACGCGCGGAAGAAGAUUACUUUCUUCUUCUCCAGAAAAUGGAAGAUCUCACGGAACAGAUCGCCUCCGCUCCUGCCGACAAGAUGCCCUCUCCCAGCGCCUCAGCUCUCACCACGACAGUCUAGGGGAAAACGCUGGGGCAAAGAUGCACUCCCAUCUUUUAGAGAUAUCUAUUUAUAAAUAUAAAGGCAAACGAAGUGCAGAAACAAGGCGAGCCGCUGAGUUCCUCGGUUUCGGGUGCGCGUCAGUUUUUGCGAACGCAGAUCCUAUACGCAUUCGCAUGUGCGUAUGCAUGCAUCUGUAGACUCACAAAUCCUCAUGCAUUCACAUGUAUCUUUGUUACUGUGUGAGAUCUGUUAAAAGGCUUUGCUGGAGCAACGUCGAAGAGAAGAGUUUCUCCUCCGCAUCUCCUGAGAACAGCCGUUUUAUACAUAUAUAUAUAUAUAUAUAUAUAUAUAUUUGUGCCUGCCUGCUUACAUGCAUGCAUAUAUAUAUAUAUAUAUAUAUAUAUAUGUUUCGAACUUGUCAAACGCUUGCUUGUUGAAUUGCAGUGGAAUAGUUGGAGAGUGACGAAACGCACGAGGAAGGCGGCGAGUUCUCUCUUCCUCUCGUCUUCGCUCUUGGCUGUUCAGUUUCUCUGGCUGUGUCGCACAACACAAAGAAGUCGGCUGGAUCCAUCAGCAGGCCUCCUCCUGCCCUUCGUGGGUGGAAUGUUCUGUAGCGAUGAAGACGCUUGUUGCGCCUCUCGACUUGAGUCUUCUUCAGCCUUCUCGAUAGUCGAGUAUUUUUUUUUCCCCUCCGCGGUUUAGACUCUACGGUUGGAGUCCAGCCGGAAAGGUUCGUGUCGAAAGCAUGCAUGUGCGACGCCUCGUCGUCAGGCUGAGACGCCGUCGACGUCGUGAACGUCAAGCGUUUUGGAUAAAAAAAUACGAGAAACGAA